Arachis duranensis is the source of this 2136-nucleotide messenger RNA. RefSeq names its product acid beta-fructofuranosidase 1, vacuolar. The record is from RefSeq and is a predicted model, not a curated record. Bases 94 to 2025 code for a protein of 643 amino acids. Gene Ontology annotation, biological process: carbohydrate metabolic process. Lineage: Eukaryota; Viridiplantae; Streptophyta; Magnoliopsida; Fabales; Fabaceae. Gene Ontology annotation, molecular function: beta-fructofuranosidase activity. The transcript has 7 exons.
UUCUACUUCUCUCUAUUCAUCACUAUUAGUCAUUUUACUUUACAUAUACAUGAUCAUUUGCACUAGCUAGCAAGCUAAAAGAGUCGAUCAUAAAUGGAGGGUAUCAAAGAUGAUGUAGGACAUGUUCCUUUGCUAGAAGCUGAAGAAGAAGAAGAAGAAGAAGAAGGAAGGAGACCCUUAAGGUUAAGGGGUAGUUACCUUGGCAUAUUUGGCUCUACCGUUUUCCUAGUUUCAAUGGCUGCACUCAUCAUAUACCAAGGCCAUGAUUAUUAUGAUGAAGCCAAAAUAGAAAACAAGGGUAACAACAACAAUAAUUACAACAAAGUCCCUAGAGGAGUAGCUGAGGGCGUUUCAGCAAAGUCAAACUCUUUUCUUUCGGAGACUACUCCUUCUUAUAAUUGGACCAAUGCUAUGUUAUCUUGGCAAAGAACAGCUUUUCAUUUUCAACCUGAAAGGAAUUGGAUGAACGAUCCAAACGGUCCAUUGUUUCACAAGGGUUGGUACCAUCUAUUCUACCAAUACAAUCCAUUUUCAGCGGUGUGGGGUAACAUCACAUGGGGCCACGCAGUAUCAAGGGACCUCAUUCACUGGCUCUACCUUCCAGAAGCCAUUGUCAGAGACAUGUGGUUCGACAUCAACGGUGCAUGGUCAGGCUCAGCAACGCUCUUGCCAGGUGGCGAAAUCGUGAUGCUCUACACCGGCUACACCCACCAACAAGUGCAGGUUCAAAAUCUCGCAUACCCCGCCGACGCAUCUGAUCCCCUCCUCCUCAAUUGGGUCAAAUACGCCAAAAACCCCGUCAUGGUUCCCCCACCCGGCAUCGGCCCAAACGAUUUUCGUGACCCAACAACGGCCUGGUUCGGCCCAGAUAACAAGUGGACGCUCACGCUUGGCUCAAUGCUCAAUGAUUCUGGCCUUUCCUUGGUUUAUAAGACAACUGAUUUUAUCAACUAUGAGCUUAAUGACCACUUCCUGCAUAUCGUUCCGGGUACGGGAAUGUGGGAGUGUGUUGACUUUUACCCGGUUUCAAUAAACGGGUCGGUUGGGUUGGACACGUCAGCAAAUGGUCCAGGUGUCAAGCACGUGUUAAAGGCGAGUUUGGAUGAUACAAAGCUGGACUAUUAUGCAAUUGGGACAUAUUUUAUUGAGAAUGACACGUGGAUACCCGAUGACCCGGAUUUGGAUGUGGGUAUCGGGUUGAGAUUGGAUUAUGGAAAAUACUAUGCUUCAAAGUCAUUUUAUGACCAAAAUAAACAAAGAAGGGUCCUUUGGGGUUGGAUUAAUGAAUCGGAUAGUGAGGUUGCUGAUAUCACAAAGGGUUGGGCAUCUCUUCAGACUAUUCCGAGAACAGUAUUGUAUGACAAGAAGACUGGAACUAAUUUGCUUCAAUGGCCAGUGGAAGAAAUAGAGAGCUUGAGACUUAGCAGUCAUGAAUUUAAGGAAUUAUUGGUUAAACCUGGCACAGUAGUGCCAUUACACAUUGGCCCUGCAACACAGUUGGACAUAAUUGCUGAAUUUGAAAUAGAAUUGUUGGGAUCAGAAGGGAUUGUGAAUAAUGUUGAAGGGUGUGGAGUUGGUGCUGUUGAGAGAAGUGCUUUUGGACCAUUUGGCAUUUUGGCUAUUGCAAAUGACCAACUUUCUGAACUAACACCAAUUUACUUCCGUCUUUCAAAUCAUGGAAAUGGAACCUCAACUAUUACUACUUCUACUUCCUUCUGUGUUGAUGAAACUAGGUCAUCAAAGGCACCUGAUGUAUCAAAGCAAGUUUUUGGAAGCAAAGUGCCUGUUCUAAAUGAUGAAAAACUAUCACUGAGGGUAUUGGUUGAUCAUUCAAUCAUCGAGAGUUUUGCACAAGGAGGGAGAACUGUGAUCAGUUCUAGAGUUUAUCCAACAGAAGCAAUCUAUGGAGCUGCAAGAUUGUUCCUGUUCAACAAUGCAACAGACAUUAACAUCAAGGCCUCCCUUAAGAUUUGGCAAUUGAACUCUGCUUUUAUACGCCCAUUUCCCUUUCACGACACUCAAUGAAAUUAAAUGCCAAAACUAUAUAUAUACAUAAUUGCAUCCCAUAAAAUAACCACUGAAAAAAUCAUGUGGUAAAAAGUUUAAAAACCAUGUAUCAAAUUGAGUUCCAUGCUA